Molecule: messenger RNA, 2869 nt
Organism: Cylas formicarius (sweet potato weevil)
Lineage: Eukaryota; Metazoa; Arthropoda; Insecta; Coleoptera; Brentidae
Gene: jim
Product: zinc finger protein 768
Exons: 5
Coding region: 98-2011 (637 amino acids)
Source: RefSeq, a predicted model, not a curated record
CAACCAUCGUCGUCCCGACAGCGUAAACGUAGACGCACGACCCCGCCGAAUAUGUGAGACCGAGUGUUUAUUUUUGUGCGGGACCGUGAAAAAAAAAAUGGCAAUCAACUUUUCGGCUUCGUUCGCUGCCUGCCUGGCCGCGGGACUAAAAGUGCCUCGUCAGAUUAUGUAUUGCAUCUCGCAAGACACCGCGGCCCCUUACGUACUCUACAAGGAUGGCAUGGACAGGGCACAGGGACAGUGGGGCCCGCAAGACAUCUACCCGCCCCCGCAGCAGCAACCGGCACCUGCGGGAGCGAGCAGCCCUCAACAGGCGUGUGGCCCCACUGUCCCGUUGGGUGUUGAGGCAGACACCGCCGCCCCUCCGAGAGAUCAGAGCCUCCCAUCACCCGCACCGUCCCCGUAUCCGGCCACGCAGGCAGAACCACGCGACGAUGACAUUCAGCCCGAGCAGCCGACGAUGGACCUCGAACCUAGGCCUGCGUCUCAAUGUUUCCCCACCGAUUUGCAGCAACAGCAAAAUCAACAGCAAGCAUACCAGCAGUACGCUAGAGCACCUCCGCCAGCCGCCCCUCCUCCCGUGCCGCCGCAUAUGCUGGGCGCGAGCAGCUUUUCCGCCCUUCAAUACUUAAAACAGCCCGGGGUUAUGCUGACCAGUUUGGGACCGGAUGGAGGAGGCCAAUUAGACCAAUAUACUGGGAACAUGCAGGACCUGAGGGGAGCGAGCCUGCCCGAUGUCAUCCAGCAGCAACAGGCGGGCCUGAAGAAGAACCCUAAUGGUCUGACGGGGGAACUAAGGCUGUUCAAAUGUUUAACGUGCGGGAAGGACUUCAAGCAAAAAUCGACUCUGCUCCAGCACGAACGCAUCCAUACCGAUAGCCGUCCCUACGGCUGCCCGGAAUGCGGCAAACGAUUCCGACAACAGAGUCAUCUGACGCAGCACCUGCGCAUCCACGCGAACGAGAAGCCGUACGCAUGCGUGUAUUGCGAGCGUACAUUUCGACAGCGCGCUAUCCUCAACCAGCACCUGCGCAUCCAUUCCGACGUGAGCCCGCAUCUCGUUUUCAAGAACGGCAUCAACCCGACUCUGUGGCCCCAAGACGUCCCUUUUCCUCCGGAUGAAGGAAAAGAGGAGGUCACGUCGACUUACGGAGAUGGCGAAAACGGUCCCAACGACAGGACCAGUUGCUUCUCACCCAACGGAAUGGUGGGCAACCUGCAAUAUCCCGCCUAUUUCAAGGACGCGAAAGGUAUGAAUCAUUCCGUGUUCGGCCCGGGCGGGAACUUCAACCCGCUGCAGUACCUCAAGCAGGGCCAGGGCAAAGGAUUGCCGGACGUCAUUCAGCACGGAAGGUCGGCGGGAAUGCCUCUAUACGUGAGGUGUCCCAUAUGUCAAAAGGAGUUCAAACAGAAGUCGACUCUACUGCAGCACGGGUGUAUCCACAUAGAGAGCAGGCCGUACCCUUGUCCGGAAUGCGGCAAGAGGUUCCGACAGCAGAGCCAUCUGACGCAACACCUCAGGAUACACACAAACGAAAAGCCGUACGGUUGCGUGUACUGCGGACGGAACUUUAGACAGCGCACCAUUUUGAAUCAACACUUGCGGAUACACACCGGCGAGAAGCCGUACAAGUGCACGCAGUGCGGCAAAGAUUUCAGGCAAAAAGCGAUCCUGGACCAACACACAAGGACCCACCAGGGCGACAGACCGUUCUGCUGUCCGAUGCCCAAUUGUCGGAGAAGGUUCGCGACCGAACCCGAGGUCAAGAAGCAUAUUGAUAAUCACAUGAACCCGCACGCGGCGAAAACCAGAAGAGACUCUAACAGUUCCGACAGUAAACUGCACACCAACGGCAUGUUACCCAGAGGCUUGACGCCCACGGGCGUCGUGAAACCCGAGCUGUACUUCCCGCAGUGUUACGCGCCGAGUUUUAAUCCUCCCACGAGCGUCGCUCAAUUCCAGGCGGUCAAUCCGGAAUUCAAACCUACGAACGGCCUCCCGGCUCAGUGACUAACGGCCAGCUGGCAACUGGGACCUUGUAUCGGGUGACCGUUUGCCAGCGGCGAGUCUCGAAACCAUAAAGGACUUGAUUAUUAGUUGAUUUUUGUAUUUAUUCGCUGAUUUCAUCGAAAUAUUCUUAGAUAUUUCCGCUGAGUGAUCUUCACAUGGUGCUGCAAAACAUUUGGUAACAGUUAAUAUGGAUUUUAAUGGUUGAUAAGGGUUUCUUCGGUCGGGUCACGGUCCGCCCGUAUUUGCCGAGCAUUUCAGGGGCGAGCUGGUUUGAACGCGUGUAAUAUGUUAUUUAAACAAUUAAAAACCAUACCAUACCUAUCAUUUGUUCUCCAUCUUCAUCGAUCCCACGUUAUUCCGUGUCAGAAGUCAAAAUUCUCGUUUUUUUAUUUUAUGUACGUAAGUUAUACCAAAAAAUAUAUUUCAGACAAAUUGUAGACCAUCCAUGUCUAAAAAAAUGGUCCUUACACUUUAUUGUUACUAAUCUCCAUUCUUCAGAUAUCGUGAUUCCAAAAAUUAAAAGAAUUGCAUUUUAUUAUAUUAGUAUAUCCAAACUUAUCCCCCAUGAUUGUCAAGAUAUACCAGUGAAUGUCAACAAUCGCCAAGUCAUUUGGCGUAUAUCCGAUAUAUUCAUCACCGGCGAAUGGUGUGUGUUCAAAAAAAAAAUUAUAAAAAGAAAAUAAAUUAAAACUUCAUAGAUUAUUUUUUUUAUUAAAGCAUGGACGAGGUUUUCAAAUGAACAUAAAGAAGUUGCUACACUUACAAAAAACACAACAAUCAUAUCUAAUAUUAAUCUAACACUAAAAUGUAUUUGAUUUCUUUAACCAAAAUUUUAAAAACAAACCUUGUUUAUUGCAA